CUGUCACACAGGUGCUCGUGCGUAGAGCUCCAGACGUUAACUUUUUAACGUCUCAAAUUGAAAAGGAAAGACGAUUUUUGAGGGAAUAUUCUGACUUUUUGUAACGCUUUAAAGGUCCGGUGUGUUUUAUAAGUACUCUCUGACAAAAAGUUAAUGGAAGACAGAGAAAUUUGAGCGAUGAAGACAGAGGGAAAUUAAACAUUCGUGUCUGAGUGGAUUAACGUUGAAAGGAGGAGACGAAAGGCGACGUUGAUAAACAAUGAGCACAGCUCUUCUGCCUUCCAAGAUGAAUCUGCCCUCAUCAGUGAAGAUUAAGCCAUGGUCUAGGAUUCCAUAUCAACUAUUUUGGGGACCUUAACAGACUGGAGUAUCCUUGUUAAAGGCCUAGGAUACUUCUCUCAUCUUCAUCGGAUCUAUUCAGAAUUGUUAAGCCACAGGAGAGCUCGAGUUUGUGGAUUUUAUUCCUGUUAAGUGUCAUGUAAGUAAAUAAGAAGACGAGACAUUUGGAAAGGCAGUGACAAGUUGAUAGAGGGUGAGAUCCCUCACACUCACUGGUCACAAUGCCGGACCAGUCGCAGACUUUUGAAGAGAAGGGGAUGGCUGGAGAAGAGGCACCACAGGUGUCUGUAGUGCCAGACAUUAAGGUCAUCUCCAGUGACAGGGGAGGCAGAAUCCCUGGAGGGGAUACCAUGGAGCUGGGCGACAUUAUUAAAAAAGCAGAUGGAGUAAAACAACCUACACAGGACAGUGAUGUUUCAAAAUUAGAUCCUAAUGAAUCACAGGUUGUUGUCGAGGUUGGUGUGGCUAAAACAGAGCAGGCUGCUGAACCUCUAAAAGCUAAUUGUUUGUUAAAGGGAGCUGGUGUGACCCCACCUGAAGAUGGACUACGGACUGACAGCAACACUAGUGACUCUGACUACAACAGCACAAAGUCCAGCCCUGGACAUGCUAACACCAGCUUCAGCACUGACCUCUGUGAUGAGGAGUUAUCCGAGCUCGACACAACCUCCUUGGAAAAAAAGAACCAUAUCUCUCCUCUUAAUUUCUCUGAUCCCAGUUUAGACAAAGCCACCAAAUACAAUCCAAAGGAUGAUGAUGGCAAUUCACGAACAGACCGGAUAGAAAAAGAAAAAGCAGAGAAAUCAUUUACUGAAGUUUCAUCUGACGUUUUCAUACCAAGGGACAGCAUCGACGUCAGGUCAGAGGAUGAGGAUGAAGAUGGGGACAGGCGGAGCAUUCGGUCCAGACAGAGCAUUAAAGAGGGGGUGUGCUGCUGCUAUCAGGCGUUCCACAGGGCUUGUCUGCAGUGUGUGGAGGAGACGCCGGCCAUGCUGUCGGGACUGGUGUUGUCUUUGGCCUUCUGUGUGGCCCUAAUUGUCCUCAUCCCCACCACAGGACGGGCAUCUGCUCAGAACAUCGAUGACCAUGUAGGGGCGUUGUCUGUGUUGUGCAUCGUUCUCUGUCUGAGUGCCAUCUUGCUAAUCUGCCUGCCUUGGCUGGCCACAGUGAGGCGCUGUGGAGGAGCCCUAGCCCUCUUCGUCUGGGGGGCUCUGUACACUACGGCCAUAGUGUUCAUUUUUACCGGGGGACCUGUCACUGCGUGGGAACAGGUGGCGUUUUUCCUCUUCCUCUCUCUGAGUGUUUACACGGUGCUUCCUUUGUCGAUGGCCUGGGCACUCAUGGUCGGGAUUGGGACCAGCGUUUCACACAUCAUCAUCAUCAGUGUUUACGUCCCUGUGACAGAGCCAGAGACACCAGAUCUAGCUGUGCAGCUGAUUGCCAAUGCCGUGCUCUUUGUGUGUGUGAACUGUGUUGGGAUUUUCCACCUGUGGACAACGGAGCAUGAUCUGAGGGUAUCCAACCAGAAGAGAGAGGAGUUCAGCGCCAUUCGCUCCCAGAAGGAAAUAAGGAAAUAUCAGCAGGAGCAGCUCCUCCUAUCAGUGUUGCCACGUUAUAUCGCCAUGGAGCUGAGAACGGAGGUAAUAAAUAGACUCUCCAAGCCAACCAGCGAUAAGGAGAAUAAUUCCAACUUCCACAACUUUCACAGCCUCUACAUACGGCAGCACAAAGACGUCAGCAUCCUGUACGCAGACAUUGUGGGCUUCACAAAGCUGGCGAGUUCCUGCACACCAGAGGAGCUGGUCGCUGUGCUUAACAAGCUGUUUGGCAGAUUUGAUGACAUCGCCAAGAAGAAUGGGUGUCUACGCAUUAAGAUCUUAGGUGACUGCUACUACUGUGUUUCUGGCCUUCCUGACCCCAUUCCCACACACGCCAAAAACUGUGUCCAGAUGGGGCUUGACAUGUGCACCGCCAUCAGUAAACUACGAGAGGCCACAGGGGUUGAAAUCAGUAUGCGAGUUGGGGUCCACACCGGGAACGUGCUCAGCGGUGUGAUUGGCUUGCAGAAAUGGCAGUAUGAUGUGUGGUCACAUGACGUUACAUUGGCCAAUCACAUGGAAUCUGGCGGUCUACCUGAGCGAGUCCACAUCACAGAGGAGACACUGCAGCACCUGGACGGAGCGUACCAAGUGGAGGAUGGGGAUGGAGGGAGUCGAGAUCCCCUUCUUAAAGGAAGAAAAACUUUCCUAGUGAUUGACCCACACAAGCCUCACAGCAGUUCAAGGAGACCUAAAGCAGUAAACACUCUGGUGUCAGCAGAGCCCAGGCAGCGUGCCUCAGUCCGGAUGUCCCAGUACCUACAGUCCUGGAGGACCAUCCACCCCUUCGCAGACCUCAGUAACCCUGAUGCCACACCCUCCAAGAAGAGAAAACUGCCAAGGAGCAUCACCAACGUCAUGAAGCACACACAUCCACCUGCUUUGAGACGACCUCGCCAGAGUGAUUCCUCAGUUGUGACUAUGAAUAACAGCGUUGGAGGAUCACUGGACAGGCUGGACACUGCAGGGAAGAAACUAAAGAAGCUCAACUGUUUUACUCUGCUGUUCAACGACCUGAGCCUGGAGAGAAAGUUUCGUUUCUCAGAAGUCGAAGGCUUACAUCACUCUAUGAGCUGCGUAGCACUGAUCUUCGUCACUCUGUUUGCUGUCCAGAUGCUCGUCUCUAGGAAAAACUUUGAGAUGGCAGUGUCCUACGGCGUUACCUUCCCUGUGCUGAUACUGCUUCUGUCCAUCGCCUUCACUGGAUACUUGGAGAAAUGGCGUUCAAAGAUGCCUGUAGGUGUCCAGUGGAUAUCUGGGCUCUCUAGAGGUGUUUCAACCAGGGCGGUACUACGAAUCUUUGUGGUUUGUCUCUGUGUGCUCAUCACACUGCUUAUGGCCAUUCUCAACUUUUUCUUUCUUCCAGGAAAUAACUGCACAGCAAUUGUCAACAGGACAGAACUGGAAGAACUUAAACUCUACACUGUUCCUUACUACCUGUACUGUUGCUUGCUGGCCAUGCUAGGAGUGAUCGUGUUCAUCAGGACGUGUAUGUCUGUGAAGGUGCUGCUGCUCACCCUGGCUGUGGUGGUUUACCUCGCCCUCUUCCUUCACGUCUACGCCCCGAGGUCCUACUGCCUCAUCGACCUGCUUUACAACAACACCACGCCAGGAGUACUGAAGGACCCUCAGAUCAUGUCUGGGGUCUGGCUCGUCAUUUUCUACAUCGUGUGCCUCAUUCUGGCCAGACAGGACGAGCUGGGUUGUCGUGUAGACUUUCUGUUGGAGCGUUGUUUCAUGGCAGAGAGAGAGGAGAUGGAGACCAUGGAGAACGUCAACAAGCUCCUCCUCCAGAACGUCCUGCCGCUUCAUGUUGCCUCGUUUUUCAUGGGCAAAGCUAUCCGCAACCAGGAUUUGUACAGCCAGUCAUAUGACUGUGUUUGUGUGAUGUUCGCCUCGGUGCCCCAGUUCAAAGAGUUUUACAGUGAGAGCAGCGCGAACAGGGAUGGGCUGGAGUGUCUCCGCUUCCUCAACGAGAUCAUAUCGGACUUUGAUGAGCUUCUGUCCAAGCCAAAAUUCUGCACAGUGGAGAAGAUAAAGACGAUCGGCAGCACCUACAUGGCUGCUGCUGGGCUCACACAGUCACCUCAAGGGGACGAAACAAAGAAAGUUGAGAUGUCCUACAGUCAUGUGCGCUCCAUGGUGGAGUUUGCCAUUGCUCUGAUGAACAAACUGGAGCUUAUAAACACACACUCCUUCAACAGCUUCAAACUCAGGAUUGGAAUAAACCAUGGUCCUGUGAUUGCAGGAGUAAUAGGAGCUCAUAAACCUCAGUAUGACAUCUGGGGGAACACUGUGAAUGUGGCCAGCAGGAUGGACAGCACAGGAGUGUUAGACAAGAUACAGGUGACAGAGGAGACAGCACGGAUGGUGGAGAGCGUGGGACACAGCGUCACUGUCAGGGGAGUCGUCCACGUCAAGGGGAAAGGAGAUCUCACCACCUACUUCGUUAACACGGACCAAUCAUCUCCUCAGUUCUGACCUCCUUUGUUUGAUACUGAACAUCACACAGACUUGUGUACAAACUUCACAUUGGUGUUUGUUUUCAUGUGCCUGGACUGAAUGGCUCAGUCUCAGGACCUUUUAGGACUAACCGGUCUUUAGUCCACUUGGACGCCCAGUGACUUUAUAAUGACCAUGUUUAUUUGCACUGACUCUGCUGUUGCAACAUCACUAAAGGAGAUGCACUUGUCUUAAGGAUGAGACAGUAAUUAACAUCCUGAAACAGGGUUAAAUGAAGGAGCUUUCCACCUGUGGAGUAUUUAAUGGCAGCUGUAAUGCAAAUUAUCUGUACUGUAGCAGGGUCAUCCUGUGAAGCUGCACUCCCCAUCACACGUCUGAAUUAUGUUUGUCGAACUGAGGCACAAAUCACAAGUGUUUUUCUUCAUCCUUGUCUAUACUGCUUUACCCGUGCGGGGUCGCGGGGAGCUGCAGUUGAACCCAGCUGUCACUGAAUGAGAGGCACCCUGGACCGGUCACUAGUUAGCCACAGAGACAAAACAAGUCAUCAAUAACCUAACAAGUAUGGUUAGGUCUGUGGGAGGAAGCCGGAGGAACCGGGGAGAACAUGAAAGUCCACAUACAACAAGGAUUUGAACCAGGAACCUUCUUGUAGUGAGGCAGCAUGCACUAACCACUGCACUACCACACAGCUCUGAGAUGUUUAUUUAAUUUAUUAAAAAAUAACAGAUUUGUCUUAGCUCUACCAGAGGUUAUGUGGGUUUAUGAAGUGUAUUUUAAGAAGCAAGAAAUGGCAUUUUUAACUGUUGAAAUGAUCGUAUUUAAAGUUUACAUUUUACUUUUACUUUACUCCAUUUUUGUUCCUCUAAAACAAAACAUUUUGGCCUUUUUUUAUGACGUGCAAUAAUUCAUAUUAGCCCAUGACAGACUAAAGAAUGUUUUAAGAGAAUGGGGCAGUUGUGCACUUAAAACAUGUUUUGUCAAUUUUACUUUUACUGACAAAAUCCCAAAAAGUUGUUGGAGAAACUGAAGUUUUGAUGGUACACUACUGAACACUAGACUUGAACUGUACUUUUAUUUUCCCAUUGUCUUGUCUUGUCUUGUAUUUAACCAAUACUCUACCUUUGAAAAAAGAUAAAAACGAAGCAACCAGGGUAAUUCACUCUGACAUUACACAUUUUUUAAUGGGUAAAGGUCAGAUGAGCUUUGUUUUAGGUUUCAAUGACCAAAAGGAGAAGAAAGCCUGGAAAAAUGUACUAUUUCUGUCCUUAAUUUAAUUUAUCACAUUUGCUUUGACGCUUAUCUCCUUGCAUACUGAGAUUAUGUGCCAUGAAAAGUCAAAUAACAUGUUUGAAGUUGCACUUUCUUAAAUGAUUUUAUUUUGAAAUGAAGUUCUGCAUUACAGCUUCGAAACUGCACAGAAUAGUUGUCCUGUUUUGUUUCUGAGGGAUGACGUGAAUGCAAAAAAGAGCACGAGUUUGUCCCGUGAAUAAAGGGAGUAUUUUUAUAUGUUUUAUUUAUAAACCAAAUA
Cheilinus undulatus (humphead wrasse) is the source of this 5928-nucleotide messenger RNA. RefSeq names its product adenylate cyclase type 2-like. Lineage: Eukaryota; Metazoa; Chordata; Actinopteri; Labriformes; Labridae. The transcript has 26 exons. Gene Ontology annotation, cellular component: plasma membrane. Gene Ontology annotation, biological process: intracellular signal transduction; cAMP biosynthetic process; adenylate cyclase-inhibiting G protein-coupled receptor signaling pathway. Bases 561 to 4418 code for a protein of 1285 amino acids. Gene Ontology annotation, molecular function: adenylate cyclase activity. The record is from RefSeq and is a predicted model, not a curated record.